Molecule: messenger RNA, 849 nt
Organism: Saccharomyces paradoxus
Lineage: Eukaryota; Fungi; Ascomycota; Saccharomycetes; Saccharomycetales; Saccharomycetaceae
Gene: RPC37
Product: DNA-directed RNA polymerase III subunit C37
Exons: 1
Coding region: 1-849 (282 amino acids)
Biological process (GO): DNA-templated transcription
Cellular component (GO): RNA polymerase III complex; nucleus
Source: RefSeq, a predicted model, not a curated record
AUGAGUAUUGACAACAAGUUGUUUGUUACUGAAGAGGAGGAGGAAGACAGGACGCAGGACCGUGCUGAUGUUGAGGAUGAGUCUAAUGAUGUUGAUAUGAUAGCGGAUGAGAACGGUACAGACAGCGCUAUUGCUAACGAACAAGAGAAAGGAGCCGAAGAAGUAACAGCUGGAGAAGAUACCGGUGAAGAAGAAGAGGAUGACCCAGUAAUCGAGGAGUUUCCAUUGAAUAUCUCCGGAAACGAUGAGUCACUACAUGUGUUUCAGUACGCAAAUAGACCAAGGCUGGUGGGACGCAAGCCUGCUGAGCAUCCGUUCAUCUCUGCGGCGAGAUAUAAACCCAAGUCGCAUCUAUGGGAAAUAGACAUUCCUUUAGAUGAACAGGCCUUCUAUAACAAGGAUAAAGCUGAGAGCGAUUGGAACGGUGUCAAUGUCCAGACAUUAAAAGGCGUAGGCGUGGAAAACGAUGGCCAGUAUGCUGCGUUUGUCAAAGAUAUGCAGGUCUAUUUGGUACCUGUUGAGAGGGUAGCACAACUGAAACCAUAUUUUAGGUAUAUUGACGACGUGAAUGUAACAAGAAAGCAGGAGGACGCCAAAAGGAACCCCAAUCCUUCCUCACAACGUGCUCAGGUGGUCACCAUGUCUGUCAAGAGCGUCAAUGAUCCUUCACAGAACAGGCUCACUGGUUCCCUGCUGGCACAUAAAGUGGCCGAUGAAGAGGCUAACCUUGAAUUGACCUGGGCAGAAGGUACUUUUGAGCAGUUCAAAGAAACUGUAGUGAAGGAAGCCGAAGAUAAAACCUUGAUAGCUUUAGAAAAACAAGAAGACUAUAUAGAUAAUUUAGUUUGA